GGCUUUUUUGAUACAAUCCCGUCGUUCGAUUGGAAAAUUGGUCCUCUGGAAGGCGGGAUUGUGAAGCUCUUCGUUGGUAUAGCUGCGAUCGGAGAUUAUCAUGGCGACGGUACCUUUGAGGGAUCGGCUGAGCUUCUUGAGUCGGCUACCCACUCUGAUCAAAAGCACCUCAGAUGAUGAAAUCCCAUGUCCAGGAUACUUGUUUGAAGAAAUUGCCAAGAUCUCUCAUGAUUCUGCAGGAAGCAGUCAUUGUCUCCUGGAGUAUCUCCUCAACCGCCUUCAGAACAACUCCUGCCAUGUCAAGUUGAAGGUGCUCAAGAUCUUGCUGUACAUGUGCACUCAUGGCUCCUCACACUUCCUUCUGCAACUCAAGCGGAAUUCUUCUUUCAUCCAGGAAGCCACAGUGUUCUCCGGGCCUCCUGAUCCUCUCCAUGGCAACUGUUUGUAUCAGAAGGUACGGAUGACUGCACAGGACCUGGCAAGCACUCUAUUUUCAGAUGCCUUGUUGCCUCAGCCUGCUGCUCAGCCACCAAAAGAGCUGCCUUCAACUGGAAUGGGCUCCAGGUCCAGCCCCAACAGCUGCCUCCAAGGCUUUGGUUUUGAAAGAACCAGCUCCACAUCCACAAGCAAAGGUCUACUGGCUACCAUCCAGAAGGCGGCUGAGGUGGUUGCUAGUGCCAUGCUCCCUGGUCAUGAGCUUGCCAGCCCCCUGGGUCGGGAGCUAAAGGAAGAUGCAUAUGAACCGGUGAUAGCACCCUCUCCUGGCAAAAACUGUGUGGUGCCUAUAAUGCUGCCUCCUGUUGUAGCUCAGAAUAUGCGAGUGAACCAUCAACCAGGGCAAGCAGGAGGGGGCUGGGAGGAGUUGGAUAGUGGACAAAGCUCCUUUCAGGAAAACAGUGAGCAUAGCAGGAUGUCAGAUUCCUACAGCAAGUCAAGCAGUGACAAUCACUCAUAUGCUCUGGAACCAGGGAAUGUUGCUGAAAGGAUGGAAGCAGAAAACCUUGGUGAUUGCCUGCAGGAAGUGAGCCUUGUCAGCAGCCUCACUCAGGGCUCCAAAGUCUUCCUGACUCGUGAGGAGAUGCAGUACUUUCUCAAGGAGUGUGGGCGAUUGAAUUGUGAGGUGGUCUUGGCUAUGCUCAACCAAACCCUGAAGGACCCCAGUGAGUGCAUCCGCAUGAGGGCCAUGUGUGCCAUCUAUUCCCUCAUGUGUUCUGACCUAUUCUCCCAUGAUCAGAUAUUUGCCAUUACCCAGCAACACUUGCAGGAUCUCAGUCAAGAGUGCCCUGGUCCUGUAGCCAACAAAGCAACAAAGAUCUUGCGUCACUUUGAAGCACUGUGCAGGAGCCAUCCCACAUUCAAGAACUCUCCCCCAGCUGCCAACCUCUUUGUCCCUAACAGGACCCCAGCCAAGCAUCCUGAUGAUCUGCUGACUGAUACGAUGCUUUUUGCAGGAGAGACUGUACUCGAGCCUACAAGCCUUUCACCACUACCCUCCGAAGCAUCUAAUGCUCUUGCAAGUGUUAUUCGCCUUUCAGAAGGACUGAUGCCAGAAUCUGGGUCCUGGAACCAGCUAGACGACUUGCCACCUACCCUGCACCAGGAGCUGGCAGAAUGUAGACUUUCAGUCCCUAAACCCCAAGAGGACAGGCCUCCAAGGGGGGAUCCAGAUGGUACAGUUUCACUGUUCGCUGGCAUGGAGUUGGUAGCACCUUCAAGCAUGAUGUUGGCUGAUGUGACCAAGCCAGAAUGUAUUUCUUCAUCUUCCCGGACAGCAUCUUGCACUGGGAACGUUAGAGACAGUGAGGAUGGCCAAGAGUCAUCUGCAUUCCCCUUUCUCAAUGUGUAGUGGAUCUUGCUUUAGAUUCAACUGUGGGGCAACUGGCAUGCCUUGUUUUUUGCUCCCUACAUGUUAUGCAUAAGAGUCUA
Messenger RNA from Heteronotia binoei (common prickly gecko), 1926 nucleotides. It is a transcript of the gene TEPSIN, whose product is annotated as TEPSIN adaptor related protein complex 4 accessory protein. The transcript is spliced from 13 exons. The coding region runs from base 101 to 1846 and encodes 581 amino acids. NCBI's taxonomy places the organism in Eukaryota, Metazoa, Chordata, Lepidosauria, Squamata, Gekkonidae. The record is from RefSeq and is a predicted model, not a curated record. Gene Ontology annotation, cellular component: trans-Golgi network membrane.